This is a messenger RNA of Mesorhabditis spiculigera, 1386 nucleotides long. NCBI's taxonomy places the organism in Eukaryota, Metazoa, Nematoda, Chromadorea, Rhabditida, Rhabditidae. The record is from the annotation of a GenBank genome assembly.
AUGUCGAUUUCGACGAUCCGCCGACAGGUCAAGAAUGUGGCCUACAACUUCUCGGAUGCCCAAGUGAAAGUUCGAGAAGCCACAAGCAACGAUCCAUGGGGACCUUCUACGGCACUGAUGAACGAGAUCGCCGACCUGACCAACAACCCGAUGGCGUUCACGGAAAUUAUGAGCAUCAUCUGGAAGCGGCUGAACGAUCAUGGGAAGAACUGGCGUCACGUUUACAAGAGCUUGGUGUUGCUGGACUUCUUAAUUAAGUGUGGGAAUGAAAAGGUGGCUCAUCAAUGUCGUGAAAACAUUUACGCUAUCGAAACGUUGAAAGACUUCCAACACGUCGAAGACAACCGAGAUCAAGGUCUCAACAUUCGCGAAAAGGCAAAACAAAUGGCAAGCCUCCUCAACGACGAGGAGCGCCUCAAAAAUGAGCGCACUCGCUUUAUGUUGACUAGGAACAGGCUGCGCCAGAAUGGCGGUACAAGCGUCGGAGCGGAAUCGGGUGCUCGCUCUCGGCGCGCCGAUUAUGGGGGUACCUCUAGAAAUCCGGGUGAGCUAGAUGAGGCACGUCCAUCCUCGCUGGGUGAGGAGGAGAUGCAACUGCAAAUUGCGUUGGCGCUGAGCCGCGAGGAGGCCGAGAAGGCUAAUGAGAUGGAGAAGAGCGAUGAUAUUCGUUUGCAGAUGGCGAUCGAAGAAAGCCGUCGUGAGGCGGAAGAGAUGUCGAAGAAGACGAUGGGUACCGUCAACUCGGGACAGCUCUCCCAGAGUGCAAUUGAUGAUUUGCUAUCGUUGGGGCUGGGAGAUAUUGUGCUUUCUGACCCGAACCAGCCGACCAGUUCUAACCAGUGGGGUGCGGCUCCGGCCGCUAUGGACCCUUGGGGAGCUCCAGUUCAGCAGCAGCAACAAAAUAUGUACCCGUCCGCUCAACUGGCUUCCAACGACCCAUGGGCCCCAUCCUCCCUCGGUACCCCAACUCCGGCCGCUUCUCUAGCAGACCCAUUCUCUGCCUGGGAUACCCCACUAUCUGCCCCAACCAACGGAUCCGACAUCCUUCAGCCUACCCCCGCCAACGGAGGCAACUCGAUGGCCAACAGCGCCGCCGCCAACGCUUCCGGUCUGGCCCGCAAAACCCCGGAGAACUUCUUGGGUGAGAACUCGAAUCUGGUCAACCUUGAUGAUCUGCUAGGCACUACCACUACGGCUACUUCAAGCGCUUCGAACCCGUUCCUUCUUGGUACUACUUCCGCCCCGGUCAACCCCUUCAAUACGCAGCGCAAAUCGCCGACUCUCAAUGAAAUGCGCGCGGGUGCGCCGCCAAUUCCACAGGUUGGACCUCGCGUCGGCGGUCUGCCGCCCCUCCAGCCAUCCCAGCCAAAUCCAUUCGCGGGCAUC